UAACAAUAGGCAUCCGCCAAUUGCUUCUCUAUCUCCUUUCAUACACGCCUUCAUCUCAACCCUAACCCUAGAUAUCUCCUCCUCCUCCGUCCAAAAGUUUCCUUAUUCCUUAAUCUGCUUUCUUUCGCUUAGAUUCUUGUCUUGUAUCGAUCGGCUGCAGGAUCCCUGCAGGUUGAGCAGAUUCUGAGGUGAAGGUGUUGCGUUGAAGGGUUUUUUAUGUCCGAACAGGCCAUCAUCUAUUUGGGAUCAGUUGGGUUGCUUGGACAGUAUUUUCCUUCGUCUAGAAAAAAGUACAGGCCCCUGCCCAGAAAAAUCAGCUGCAUGCAUCUCGAGCCAUAUCAGGAAUCCCCCGAGUUCUGUGGUUGCUGCUGGUGGCAGCCUCCUAUAGUUACAGGAGGGUCUUAUUCCCAAGUCCUUGCAGCCUUUAAGGCCAAGACUGCUGCUUCUGGUUCUUCAAAUUACAAAAUUUGCUGUGCUUGAUAUCUAGAUUAUCUUUUGGAAUUUCACUACUUAUCAUCAUGGCUUUACAAAACAUUGGAGCUGGAAACAAUGAUGAUGCCUUCUACAGAUAUAAGAUGCCCAAAAUGAUCACCAAAAUUGAGGGUAGAGGUAAUGGCAUCAAAACCAAUGUAGUUAAUAUGGUUGAUAUUGCAAAGGCAUUGGCAAGGCCAGCUUCUUACACAACCAAGUAUUUCGGUUGUGAGCUUGGAGCCCAAUCGAAAUUUGAUGAGAAAACGGGGACUUCUCAUGUUAACGGGGCACAUGAAACUUCAAAGCUUGCCGGUCUUCUGGAGAACUUCAUCAAAAAAUAUGUUCAGUGUUACGGUUGUGGAAAUCCGGAAACUGAGAUCAUGAUCACCAAGAGUCAAAUGAUCCAGCUGAAAUGUGCGGCCUGUGGCUUUGUGUCAGAUGUGGAUAUGAGAGACAAGCUGACCACCUUUAUACUCAAGAAUCCUCCUGAGUUCAAGAAAGGGUCCAAAGACAAGAAGGCCAUGAGGAGGGCUGAGAAGGAGAGACUGAAAGAAGGUGAAGCAGCUGAUGAGGAGCUGAAAAAGUUGAAAAAGGAGGUUAAGAAGAAGGGUUCUUCCACUUCCAAGGAGGGAGCCACAAAAUCCAAAAAGAAAGCCAAUGGCUCUGAUGAAGACCGUGCAUCACCCACCCACAGUCAAAUUCGGGAGGAAGCUCCUGUUGAGGACGAGGAUGAUGAUGAAGAUGUCCAAUGGCAGACGGAUACAUCACUGGAGGCUGCUCGCCAGCGUAUCCAAGAGCAGUUAAGUGCUGUGACGGCUGAGAUGGUCAUGCUGUCGACAGACGAGCCAGAGAAGAAGCCAAAAGCAGCUAACGAGGUGAAUGGUGGGCUUGAGAACGGAAACUCAAAUCCCUACAGGUCUCUGGUUGAGGAUGUCAAAUCUUAUUUGAAGAAGGGUCCAUCUGCUGAGGAACUGCAGCACCAAUUAGCAGGGCUCACUGCAUCCUCUCAGGAAAAAAUGAAUGCUCUGUUUGAGGCCCUUGUUGACGGUGUUGAUAAAGGAUACGCCAAAGAAGUUGUCAAGAAGAGGAGCUACCUUGCUGCUGCUGUCGCCGGGGAGGAAGGAUCGCAGAUGCUUUUGCUCCAUGCAAUGGAGGACUUCUGUUGCAAGAGCGGCUCGAAUGCUUUGAAGGAGAUUGCGCUGAUGCUGAAGGCACUCUAUGAUGCUGAUGUUCUGGAGGAAGAGCACAUAGUGCGGUGGUAUCAGAAAGGGCUGAAGGGAGACUCCAAGGACGCUAAGAUAUGGAAGAAUGCUCAACCAUUCAUUGAAUGGCUUCAAAAUGCAGAAUCAGAAUCAGAGGAAGAAUAAUGUGUUGUGUUGAAGUUUCUUUUUUUGUUCUAUUUCGUAUCUUGUGUCUUCGGUUUCAAAUAAAGGGUCUAGUUGGCCCUAUGUUUGCUGAGCGUUGCUAUAGACUGAGAUUUGUUGCAUUUUGUACUCGAUUCUGGGUGACCCAUUUUGGGCUGAGCUGGGAUGUCGUGCGUGUUAUUUCUGUUAUUUCUAUUUUGUAUUGCUUAAUCGUGUUUGUCUGAAAUCGUCUGUGUUGUGAUGUUAUGAAAUUUCCCUAUUUAGAUGAUUUUUAAAGAA
Prosopis cineraria is the source of this 2114-nucleotide messenger RNA. RefSeq names its product eukaryotic translation initiation factor 5-like. Gene Ontology annotation, molecular function: eukaryotic initiation factor eIF2 binding; GDP-dissociation inhibitor activity; translation initiation factor activity. The record is from RefSeq and is a predicted model, not a curated record. The transcript is spliced from 2 exons. Lineage: Eukaryota; Viridiplantae; Streptophyta; Magnoliopsida; Fabales; Fabaceae. Gene Ontology annotation, cellular component: cytosol. Gene Ontology annotation, biological process: formation of cytoplasmic translation initiation complex; translational initiation; formation of translation preinitiation complex. Bases 519 to 1838 code for a protein of 439 amino acids.